Ilex paraguariensis (yerba mate) is the source of this 750-nucleotide messenger RNA. The record is from the annotation of a GenBank genome assembly. NCBI's taxonomy places the organism in Eukaryota, Viridiplantae, Streptophyta, Magnoliopsida, Aquifoliales, Aquifoliaceae.
AUGGAGAUCAGAUGGAGUUUGGAUGACGUUGUAGGUAAUGCCACAAAGGGGUUACAGGCGAAAUCAAGGUGCCAUGGCAAACCUAGGCGUUCGCAAUGCCUUGGGGAGGCUAGGCAAAGCUCGAGGCGCCAUGGGGGCAGCGCCAACCACCAUGGGCAACGCCAGUCAAGGCGCUGGUCUACAAGGUGCCAGUGGAGGAGGAUUUGUGGGCAUUGGCUCUCGUAUCAUAUAGGGCGGCACCAAAGGCGGAGGAGGCACCCUUGUGCCCUUGGUGUGGCAGGUGAUGCUGACAUUGGCCUAAGCAAGGCCUUUCUCGUGACUGUAGGCGACACGGAUGGAGUCCUGGGUGGCAACGCCAAUAGAGUCCUGGAUGGUGCCCUUUGCACGGGUGGAGGUGACGCCGAUGGAGUCCAAGGCGGUGCCCUUCGCGUAGUUGGAGGCGAUGCUGACGCUGGCCUGGACAGUGCCCUCCACACGAAGGGAGGUGACACCGAUGGAGAUCUAAGUGGCGCCGCAGCUAGAAAUGAUUCAAGGGGCUUGGGCAAUGCAGGCAAUGUGGACAACACCCUUGGCGUGGCUGGAGGAGGUAUGUACGACAUCGGGGAGAAAACUGAUGGCACUAAUACACGCAUAGGCACUGAUGCUCGCACAGGCAAACUGCUUGGUGACAGUUCUGGCUCUAGGGGCAGCUAUCCAAUGUCCAUAGUGGUUGCUCAACCUGACAAGGGUUUGAUGACAACCUCUACAUAA